AUGGGGGAUGGGGGGGGUAGUGAGGGUAUAGGGUGUUGGAUUUUGGGGGGGGGGGGGGGGGGGGAUGGGGGGGGUUGUGAUGGUGGGGUGGGGGGGUGUGGUGGAUGGGGAGGAGUGAUAAUAGUUGGUGGUUGUGAAUGGGAGUUGGGGGGAGGUUUAUUUGGUGGGGUGAUUGUGGGGGGGGUGGGUGUUGUGGUGUGGGGUGGGUUGGGGGUGGGUGGGUAUGUGAUUUCUGGGGAAGUGAAUUGGGUGUUAAGUGUUAAUGGUGUGGUUGGAAGGUGGGAUGGUGUUGUGGGGGGGGUGGGUGGGGUGUGUGGUGAAGGGGGGGGGGUGGAAUGGUGGGGGUGGGGGGGUUGGUGUGUAGUGGGGGUUGGUUGGGGGGGUGAGGGUAUGGUGUGGGGUUGUGAGGGGUGUGUGUGGGAUUGUUGGGUGGGGGGUUGGGUGUGGGGGUGGGGUUUUGGGGGUUGGUUUUGUGUUUGUGGGAGGGUUUGUGUGGGUUGUGGUUUGUGGUGUGGUUUUGUGGUGGUGUUUGGGGGGGGGGGUGGUGUUGUGUGGUGGUGGGGGGGGGGUAUGAGGUGGGGUUUGUGUGGGUUUUGGUUAUGUGGGGAUUGUGUGGGGGGGGUGGUUGUGGUGGUGGGGGGUGUGGUGGUUUGGGGGUGGGGGGGUGUGGGUUUGUGGGUUAAUGGAGGGGUAGGGGGCUGUUUGGGUGAGGGGGGGGGUUUUUGGGGGGGGGGGUUGGGUGGGGGGGGUGGGGGUUGUUUGGUGGGGGGGGUUUUUUGUUGGUUGGUGGGUAGGGGGGGGUUGUUGGACAUCUUUUGUGGGGGGGGGGUGUUUGUGUGGGGGGUUGUUUGGGGUGGGGGGUGGGGGUGGGUAUGGGGUGUGGUUUUUAUAGUGGUUGUGGUGAUGGGGUUGGUUGUGGUUAUGUUGUUUGUUAUUGUGGGGUAUGUGGGGUGGGGGUUGGGGUGGGGGGGGUUUGUGGAGGUGGUGGGGUUAUGUGUUUGUUGUUUGUUGGGGGGGUGGGGGUGGGUGGGUAAGAAAGAAAGAAAAGAUGUAAAGAGGAUGGGUGGGAAUGGGGGGGGAUGGUGGUGGGGUGUGAUUUUAUUUAAGGGGGUGGAGGAGGAAUAUGGGUGGGUUAUUGGUUGUGGGUAUGAGAGGUGGAGGAUUAAAGUGAUAUUAGGGUGGGGGGGUUUGGGUGAUGAUUGUAUGAUGUGGGGGGGGGGUGAUUGGUGUUGGGGGGGGGGGGGGGUUGGUUUGGAGGUAGGGGUUGGUGGGGUGGGUGUUGGUGGGUGUGGGUUUUGUGUGUUGUGGUUGGGGGUGGGGGGGGGGGGUGAGGGUAAUUUUGGUGGGGUUUUGGUGGGGUGGGUUGGAGUUGUUAUUGUUUGGGGUGUGGGUGUGGUGGGGGGAGGGGGUUGUGGUUGUUGGUGGGGAGAGUUGUUGGGGGUGAGUGUUUGGGAAGAGGCGGUUGAUGGGGUUGUUAGUGGUGGUUGUGUGUGGUUGGUUUGUGUUGUGGGGUGGUGUUUGUGUGGUUGA
Knipowitschia caucasica is the source of this 1530-nucleotide messenger RNA. NCBI's taxonomy places the organism in Eukaryota, Metazoa, Chordata, Actinopteri, Gobiiformes, Gobiidae. The record is from the annotation of a GenBank genome assembly.